Molecule: messenger RNA, 1228 nt
Organism: Danaus plexippus (monarch butterfly)
Lineage: Eukaryota; Metazoa; Arthropoda; Insecta; Lepidoptera; Nymphalidae
Gene: stas
Product: transmembrane protein 41 homolog
Exons: 5
Coding region: 205-1011 (268 amino acids)
Cellular component (GO): endoplasmic reticulum membrane
Source: RefSeq, a predicted model, not a curated record
UCAUUUUGUAAUUUGUGUGACUUUUGGUCACUGGAUUUAUAGUCAGUCAUACUGCAAUUCAAAUUUUAACAAUUUGCAUUUGAAGUUAUUAGGUUUUUCCCUACACCUGUAUUAAAGCAUUUAAUAGGAUAACUCGUGACUAUUUUUGUGAUAAAAUUAAGAAACUUCAUUUAUUAAAAAACGAUUUAGGUCAGAAUUAAUACAAUGAAUCUAAGUACUGCGACUCGCGCCCAAGACCAAGCAGAUCACAACAUGAUUAAAAAUAAGGCAGUAGGACUAUCUACAUCAAGAGCCUUGACUCUAGUUGCUAUCAUAUUUGUGAUGUCGUUAACAGCUUUGGGACUAUUAUAUUCACAAUUCCCUGAAUUAGAAGUAGAAGAAAAGCAACAUAUAAAGCUACCAAUGGACCUCGAAGAUGCCAAACAAUUAGGUCUCGUUUUAGAUCGAUAUAAGGAAAAGUACUUUUACGAAGUAUUACUAGGUGUGUUCAUGGUGUACAUAUUUUUACAAACUUUUGCAAUACCCGGGUCAAUAUUCCUGAGUAUUCUGUCUGGAUUUCUGUUUCCCUUUUAUCUUGCACUUGUGCUCGUCUGCUGUUGUUCAGCUAUAGGUGCAAGUUUGUGUUUCUUCUUAUCAAAUCUAUUAGGAAAAAGAUUAGUUAGGAAAUUCUUCCCAGAAAGGGCAGAACAAUGGUCAAAGGCUGUGACGAAACACAAAAAUAACUUGCUUAAUUACAUUAUAUUUUUAAGAGUGACACCAUUCUUACCAAAUUGGUUCAUCAAUAUGUCUGCUCCAGUUAUUGGGGUUCCCCUUGUGCCAUUUGCUUUAGGGACAUUUAUUGGAGUGGCGCCACCAUCAUUUGUGGCUAUCCAAGCUGGUCAGACCCUUCACACUCUGACAUCUACUAGUGACGCCUGGUCCUGGACUUCGGUCACUAUUCUGAGCAUAUUCGCCCUCAUUUCACUAGUUCCUGUUUUACUUAAACAAAAACUAAAAGAAAAGUUUGAAUAAGCUUUUAAUAUUUUUAGUUAAUUUAUUUUAGACCAAUUAUAAUACAUGUUUUAUAUGUUCCUCAGAGUUGUUUGUAUUUUAACAGUACGAUCCAACAUGGGCUAUAAAUGUUUCAUUGCUCGAUGACUGUUGAACCACAGGUCGCCAGUACCACCAAUUAUACCAUACUGAAAAUAUUUACCAUGUAAAUAAAUAUAAAAAUUCAUUAGUAUGAAAA